AUGGCUGUAAAGGCAAAGAAAGGCGACAAGGGUGCCCCAGGGGGAGCACACAGCCAUAUCCGAGCUCGUAUGGCGUAUCUACACAGAGCCGCAAUAUAUUUACAGACUCAUCCAAAAUCCGAGACAAAUACACCAACACAAAACCCAGACGACAUAAAGCAUGGUGAUAGAGAAAAAGACAGUGAAGCUAGACAGGCCAAAUCCAACAUACAAGCAACUAUGCCCCGACAAUACAUCACCCAAAUGCGCAGCAUCGCACUAAAAACGCAACAACGGCUGUCCCAAGAGACAAAGCGCGGUUUCUGCAAGAGAUGUGACUUGCUUUUGGUUCCCGGUGAAACAUCCACAGAAGAGAUUCAAAAUGAGAGCAAAGGUUGUCGAAAACCCUGGGCGGAUGUUUUGGUGGUUCGUUGCAAGGCUUGUGAGACGGUGAAACGGUUUCCACAGAAUCAGAAGCGGAGUGUGAAAUUGGCUGUGCGGGGGAAGGAGAAAGCUGCCGUUGAAACGAAAGUAGGAGUUGAAGGAUCAUGA
Talaromyces marneffei is the source of this 531-nucleotide messenger RNA. RefSeq lists its product as uncharacterized. NCBI's taxonomy places the organism in Eukaryota, Fungi, Ascomycota, Eurotiomycetes, Eurotiales, Trichocomaceae. Gene Ontology annotation, biological process: tRNA processing. Gene Ontology annotation, cellular component: nucleolar ribonuclease P complex. The coding region runs from base 1 to 531 and encodes 176 amino acids. The record is from RefSeq and is a predicted model, not a curated record. The transcript has a single exon.